AAAUGUUUAUACUUCAUUUACCCAUUCCACUGCUGUCUUUACUAAAUGGAUCAACAUUAAGGAUACUUACAAUUACAAUGGUCUACUUAAUGAAUGUAUUUGGAUCACCGUUAUCACAACAAUCGCCAGUGUUUUCAGAAUAUUUGACAUCAGCAGGAGAUAUCAACAAUAGCGAUGAUAUAUUGCAAGAAUCAAAGGCAGGAAAUUUAGUUAUGGAUAACUUCUCAUCGCAAGGAGGUAGUGAACCAUUUGCUGACUAUUCAACAUAUAAUAUGCAAACUCACAAUACAAUACAAGAUGAUUAUACUUCGCCCACAUUAUCAGAUUAUCAACUAAAUUUAUUAACGUUAUAUUUAACACAAGUAUUGACAGAAUCAUGGCGUGAUAAUGAGUUACCAUUACUAUAUAUUGAAGAAUUUCCGUCAUCAUCGUCGUCAGUAGCAGCAUUAUCGACAACAAUCAAAGAACAUCAUCCCCAAUUACAACCACAUCAUCAACAUGCAAAUCAUUUGGAUUUAUUAGAUGAUGAUAGUUUUGUUGAGAAUACAGCAAAACGUACACGAUACUAUCGUAAAUACCCCUGGAAAAGACAGAAUUCACGUGCACGAAUGUACAAUGCAGAGAACAAGUAUAUGUGUCAACCAAGUCGGGAGGAUGUAUACCAAUUGUUACUUGCAUUACAUGAAUCACGAUCAGGAAAUCGUAAUCGUACUGUGAACUUUUGCAAUAGACGUCGUCCUGCAGCAGCAAUAUAUACCAAUAUACGUUUUCUAGGACGUCGUAGAAAAUAAAGCUCAAUAAUAACUACAUAAAAUAAAACAAACCAUUGUUUAUUUUAAA
Molecule: messenger RNA, 840 nt
Organism: Chrysoperla carnea
Lineage: Eukaryota; Metazoa; Arthropoda; Insecta; Neuroptera; Chrysopidae
Exons: 3
Coding region: 3-791 (262 amino acids)
Source: RefSeq, a predicted model, not a curated record